Messenger RNA from Globicephala melas (long-finned pilot whale), 1791 nucleotides. It is a transcript of the gene LRRC31, whose product is annotated as leucine rich repeat containing 31. The record is from RefSeq and is a predicted model, not a curated record. Lineage: Eukaryota; Metazoa; Chordata; Mammalia; Artiodactyla; Delphinidae.
AUGAGUCAAACAGGGAACAAGAGUUCCUCAGAUGGAGAAACUAAACCCCAGACUUUAUUUGUCAACAAAUGCAUCAGGGGGUCAAAAUUCAGGUCCCCCAAAGCUGAAAACAGAAAAGAGAGCAAUGACCUUAAAACAACUGCUUUUCGACCCAGCGACGAGACACCGAAACCUAACAUGAUGAAAUCACCUGGAGAAGCAAGAGCUCGGUUCAGCAGUAAAGCCGCCAGAAAAGGCCCCGAGUCACUCCAUGGAGCUGCUUACGUGUGGUCACUUUGCACCCUCCAUGGAGUGCCAGCCCUCCCUCCUCAGCCAACCUGUAGCAGCUCUGACUCGUCUGUUUUAUAUAAUGAGAGCAACAGGCAGUGGAUCCUAUUGACUACAAAUCACAAAUUACACGUGCAAAUCUGUUUUUUCUUGUGUUCACUUCUACUUGCUUUGCUGCCUUCUCUCCCAGACUUGGAAGAACUGGAUAUUUCCUGGAAUGAUUUCAUAGGCAGAACCCUGCAUUUACUCAUGCAGCAAAUGCAUCUUGUCAGCAAGUUAAAAAUCCUGAGGCUGGGUAGAUGCAGACUUACUGCUGAUGAUGUUCGAGCACUGGGAGAAGCACUUAAAGCGCUGCCUGAACUUGAGUUGAAUUUGUCCUGGAACAGUAAAGUGGGAGGAAACUUGCCUCUGAUCCUCCGGACAUUCCGAGAAGGGAGCAAGAUACAAAUGCCUGAGCUUGUGGACUACGCCCUCACGUCAGAAGAUGGGGCGUUUGUGGGUCAGUUGCUACUUAGGCUGCAAAACCUUGAAGUACUUGAUCUUUCUAUUAACAGAAACAUCGGUGGCAGUCUCAACAGUAUUGCUCAGGGAUUAAAAAGUACCUUAACUCUGAAAGUCUUGAAGUUACAUUCAUGUGGGUUAUCACAAAAGAGUGUCAAACUACUGGAUGCUGCUUUUAGAUACUUGUGUGAGCUGAGGACGCUAGACCUUUCCUGCAACAAGGAGAUGAGUGGAGGGUUUGAAGACUCCCCGGGGCUGGCCGUGCUCGAGCAUCUGGAGGGGCUGGAUCUUCACCAGUGCUCGCUGAUGGCCGACGACACGAUGUGGCUGACCCGCUGUAUCCCUUUUCUCUCGAGUUUUCAAGAAUUGGACUUAUCUGCCAACAGAAAGAUGGGCAGCUCUUCUGAAAACCUACUUAGCAGGCUCCAAUUUUUACCAGCACUGAAGUCAUUGUUAAUCAACAACUGUGCUUUGGAAAGUGAGACUUUUACUGCCCUGGCUGAAGCCUCCGUUCACCUCCCUGCUCUGGAAAUAGUCAACCUUUCUUGGAAUAAGUGUGUUGGCAGCACCCUAAAGCUGCUCCUGGAAACGCUGAAGCUUUCAACGUCCCUUCAGGUGCUGAGGCUGAGCAGCUGUUCCCUGGCGACAGAGGACGUGGCUCUUCUGGCAUCGGUAAUCCAGACAGGUCACCUGGCCAGGCUGCGGAAGCUGGACCUGAGCUAUAAUGACAGCAUCUGUGAUGCAGAAUGGACCAUCUUCUGCCAAAACCUGUGGCUCCUCAAAGAGUUAACCAAGCUGGAUAUUAGCCUUCAGCCAUCAGCUUUUCAGGAGCGUGGACAAUGGUUUAGACACUUGUUAUGUGCCGUGACCAAACUUCCUGAGAUCACCGAGAUAGGAAUGAAGAGGUGGAUCCUCCCAGCCUCACAAGAGGAAGAACUAGAAGGCUUUGACCAAGAUCACAAAAGCAGCAUUCACUUUGACCAUGGUGGGUUUCAGGAAGCUGACUUCUCAAGGCUCAACUAA